Messenger RNA from Musa acuminata AAA Group (dessert banana), 2536 nucleotides. Its product is annotated as pentatricopeptide repeat-containing protein At1g43980, mitochondrial-like. The coding region runs from base 140 to 940 and encodes 266 amino acids. Lineage: Eukaryota; Viridiplantae; Streptophyta; Magnoliopsida; Zingiberales; Musaceae. Gene Ontology annotation, molecular function: protein binding. The record is from RefSeq and is a predicted model, not a curated record. The transcript is spliced from 3 exons.
CCCUCUAUUCUUCAUCUUGAUCCCCGAAAAUAGCUGAUGUAAUUGGAAGCAGAGGAAGCCACUGCGGAAGCCAUCAUAAGAGAGUCUCUGAGGCGAUGCAAGUCCCUCUGCCGCGGAUGACGGCCACCCCUGUUUGCCAAUGAUCAAUUUUGGUGGCUCUUUGAGAACCACCGGAAGAUUCAGUGUCUCCUUCUUCUCCAACCUCAUUGAUCGCUGCCUCACGCUCGGCUCCCUCUACUCCGCUCAAUCCAUCCACGCCCAUCUCGUCAAGACCGGCCUCCAUCGCCACACCUUCCUUGGCAACCGGCUCCUCGGCCUCUACUCUGGCCUUGGCUCCAUCACGCUCGCUAUCGGAGUUUUUCACGACAUCCCUGAUAAGAACAGGUUCACGUGGAACAUUCUGCUUAUGGCGCUUGUUAGAACUGGCUGCGUCGAAGCCGCCCAUGAACUGUUCGAGGAAAUGCCUGACAGAGAUGUGGUGAGUUGGAAUUCGCUGAUUUCGGGGUACGUGUCCACUGGAUAUGUCGAUAAGGCGUUUGGGGUUCUUCACCGGAUGCAAGAUCUCGGUGUCAAAGUUAGUGCUUUCACACUGUCCAUCACCGCUGCUUGUGUCUCAUCUCCUCGACAGGCUAAGCAAGUGCAUGGAUUUAUUACCCGCUUCGGAUCAGGUUCACUAAAUACUGUGCUUGGUAACUCACUCAUUGAUAUGUAUGGAAGAGUUGGACUCGCAGGAUAUGCUAGCCAAAUUUUCUGUGCCAUGGAUAACUCUGACGUCAUCUCUUGGAACUCCAUGAUCUCAGCAUAUGGUAGGUCAGGUUGUGGAAUGGAAGCAUUAGAGUGCUUCUGUGCGAUGAGGGCUGCUCGGUUUUCAACUGAUGAGUUCACUAUGUCGAGUGUGCUCAACAUUUGCACUGACCUUGAGAAUUUGGCUAAGGAUUAGAUGAUGCAGUUCGGAUCUUCCAAGGGAUGCUGAGAUGGGAUUCAGUGCUCUGCGAUUCAAUGUACUCCGGUUAUGUUCGGAGCAGCAUUGGGGAUGAGGCUAUAAAGCUUUUUGUGGUGGCACUGAGGAAGAGCGUGUUGCCUACAGAGUUCACCUUUGCAACCAUUCUCAACUCAAGGAUGUGUUUCUGUUCAACCGAUCUUGGCAUGCAAAUCCAUUGCUGGGUUUGGAAAACAGGCUUUGAGGCAGAUAUGAUUGUUGCUAAUGCGCUGGUUGACAUGUAUGCUAAGUUGGGUUUCGUUGAGAGUGCCAUGAAGAUUUUUUCCAAGAUGGUUGCCAAGGACUUGGUCUCUUGGAAUACCAUGAUCAUGGGUUUAGCAAAAAACGGGCAAGGUGUAGAAGCUCUUAGAAUCUUCAGAGAGUUGCAAGGGAAUGGUGUCAAGCCAGAUAGGAUAACCCUGGUUGGUGUUCUUUUAGCCUGUAGUUAUGGGCAUAUGGUCCAUGAAGGGAAAAGAAUAUUUUCAUUGAUGGAGAAGAAAUAUGGAGUGAUGAGAGAUCUGGAGCAUUAUGCUUGUAUGGUGGACAUGAUGGGGAGAGCAGGAAUGCUGAAAGAAACAUUGAAUAUCAUAGAGACUUCACCUCAUAGUCAUAGCCUAUCAUUGUGGAACUUGCUUCUUAAUGCUUGUAGGAUUCAUGGGGACUUGGUAUUUGCCACAAUAAUUGCAGAGAAGCUGUUGGAUUUGGAGGCUCGCUUCUCUCUCCCUUACUUAGUGUUGGCUCAGAUGUAUGGAGUAAGUGGCAGAUGGGAGAGCAUGGCUGGUGUGCUGAAGGCCAUGGAAGAGAGAGGUGUCAGGAAGGUUAGGGAGUAUAGCUGGAUUUGCGUUAGGAAGCAUAUCUAUGUAUUUAAGACAGACCAAUUAUUCCACUGGGAAGGAAAAGCUGUAUACUCAAUGUUGCAACUCUUGGACUGGGUGAUGAAUGGCGUGGGAUGUGUUCAUGAAGAAUCCACAUUAUAUGGGGAUUGCUGUGGAGAAUGACAUAAAGAAGAGAAAAUGAAAACAGAUUUCUGAAUCUGAUGGUUUUUGGAUGCUUGAUUAUCUAGCCAUCAUUUGACAUCAAUCUUCAGUCCAAAUUUUUGUUGAAUGUGCCAUACCAGCUCAACACAUCCCGACUAAUAUUGCUGACUCCAUUGUGUACUUACAAGCAUAUAUCAAUAUAUGAUCACUGAAGAUAUACGCUUCAGAUAAUGAGAACAAACCUUUUUUGGAAAGAAGAUGAUUGUAAGAGACUGCUAAGUUAUCAACAAAGGCCAUUGAAUGUGUGAAGUCAAAGGUGCUUCCAUGAUUUUGAUAACCAUGGCAACUAGUUGGCUGAAGGAGCAUAUUCUACCCUUCAAAACUUGUAGAUAUGUGGAUGAAGAUGGUGAUAAAGUAAAUUCCGUGGUGUGUCUUGCUGCUGCAGAUAACAUUGUGAUACAAGGUUUGCAGAAUGCUUUCUCUCAAACAUAUUCUGCAUGAACCUAGUGAUUUUUGGUCAAAUAACUUGAAAAAACUAGCUAAUUUAGAAGCCAUCAAAGAUGCCAUUCUCAUUUUUUAA